AUGGCGGCCAACAACCUACGAAGCGUUUACCAGCAAUACAAGCACGAUACGGAUGUCGUGGCAUCAUGGCUCGCGUCUACAGCCAAGUCAUUUGGCUACAACAAGCCCCUCGAACCGCCUGCUCCUACGGAACAGAAGACGCAAAGGCUCAAAGGCAAAGCCAGAAAAGCCGGCAAUACUACGCAGAGUGGAUCAGACAAGCAGACGUCCAGGCCGAAAUACACCCUUGCUAUCAAGGACUUCGUACCUUUGUCUGCUCACAUUGCUAAGGUCAAAGGCACUGUAGAAGUGCCGGACUACUUCAACGUUGCACUUGAUCGGGUGAUAUCGGUUCGAAGUGCUUUCUCGCACAAGCUGGCAGCUGCCGGCGAAGCUGUCGACAAAUCGUCAGAUGACCGUCACAGCUUUUUUGUCACUGUCCUAGAAAGUGUUCGCGAUGCACUCAAGCCUUUGAUGAGAAACGAUGCUCUCGAUCUCAACAGCAUCAAGAAUGCUAAGCCUCGGAGUGAUAAAGACCGAGUCAGACAGACUGGACUUCGCAACAUCUUCGAGGUUUUGGAUAUAUAUGAGCCAUCGGCGGAGUUCUUGGCUGCACCAGACGUGGUACCUCCACCUAAACCUAUGAAACUGGAUUACACUGCUGAGGUGUUGACCGACUCCGUCAUUGAUGCCUUUAUGGCAAUGACCAUGUUGAUGGACGACCUCUCCCGCCUUCGUGCUGAGAUUGCAGACCUAUGGGGUCGGCACCAUGCGGGAGAACUCGAUUUGGCAACUGUGUCGGUAGCGACCAACACAGCAAUUCAGCUUGCGCACAGCAUGCACGACGAAGUUUAUCCAGUGAUGAAGCAUCUCGUCGAAAGCGUGCCGUUCCAUGAGGUGUACUUUCUGGCUAUCGCUAAAGAAGCUGGUGUUGACCCACAAGCGAAAGGUUGGUUCGGCUGGUGGAACGACUACAACUUCGAAGCCUACGACAUCGCAGACGCCCUGUUCAACAACGCCCGUAAUGGCCUCCUGGUCUACCUUUACAACGAUCUCUCCGCGUCCGGGUCAGUCAUGGACUACAAUGGCAAAUGGGGUCGAUUCGAUGAAAAUGAGGGUCCACCACCCAGAACGAACAAGCAAAAGUAUGCCCGCGAUAAGUCGACGUUGAUGGAAGUGUUCCAAGAUCUUCCCUUGCUACACAAUCAUCCGGGAGCGGUUGAGGAUCAGUUUGUCAUCGCCUUCGAGGCAGCGCGGAAAUCCUAUGCAAGGGAGAAUACGAACAAGCAACCACCAAUCUGGUCGUGCUUUGCAUUCCAUAUAUAUCUCGACAUCAUUUACUCUACCGAGGUUGGUGCGGGCUGGACGCAGAUGCGCAACGAGUUUACUACGCUCCAGAAAUACGUUGAGACAUACCCUAGAGCUUCUUCCGACAUGAAGGAAUUGGUAAAAUCGGUCGAUAAGAUCAUGGAGGUCGAUCCCAUCGCGAUCAUCCGAUCGGCGUUUACUUUUCCCUACAAGGACUAUACCGUAUGGCGUCGCAACCCCACACAUUGUGGUCUUUGGAUUCACUAUGCGCGAAACGUCUUCCAUAGAGAAGCUGUCAAGUACGCCGCAACACCCGGGGCGGUCAUGUGCGUAACGCAAUUAUACCAUGCCCUGCGCCAGACUGAGCUUCUUUCGGAAGAGUGGAAGGAUCUUCAGACGCUGUGGGACAUGCAGGGAAAUUCGGCUUACUUCAUUGGCGAACCCCCUAAAGACUUUGAGGGACAUUGGAAGAACUUUCUCAUGGCUAUUGGUGCUUCAGCAACUAACUGGGCAAGCUCAAAGAGGAAUACGAAGGUCAAGGAGACCAAAGCAAACGCACGUUUGUUGAAGUUCAAGGGUCCAGUAUCGGCCUGGAUGGCUUCGCGUAUUUCAACAAAUGGCGACGAACGACUCAUCACAGCUGAAACAAUUGAAGACGAGAUCAAAGAAGGCGCACGCCAUCAUUCCUCCCUCGCCGCCGUCAUGCCGGCCAUUCAAAGGCAAACCCACGUCAUACAAAAAUUGGCCACUGCUCUCCACGCCGAGGCUCCAGAAAUCACGUUCGAUUACUUCACCAUGCAUGACCUUUGCUGGGAGUUGAUGGAAAGGAUGAAGGAGCAGUUCAGUCCUAUCAUUGCUGCCAAAUCUGGGAAGCAGUGGGAAGCACAUAAGAGCAACCUGCCGUUUGUUGUUGGCUUCGUCUUCUCUACGGCAGCGGGUAAAAAAGAUAUCGAGACGGACGGUGUGCCUUCGGUAGAGCUGUUAAAGAUCGCUGUGCAAGUUACGGGGAAGUUCUUGGAGGAAGGUAAAGGUAAUGUGAUUACCAAAUCAGGACGCCUGGAAGGUCAGUUCGAGUCAGCUGGGACAGAAGAAGUGGAAAUGUGGAAAGCCAAAAAGAAAGACUGGAAGAUGCACAAGAUGCUUUGCAAGUCCUUCGCAGAUCUCGAGCCCCGACCUGGUCCAUGCUUCUUUCGCGGUCUCCUCUUCCCCGAAGAUGAGCCCUUGCCAAGAUUUGUCUGGGUUGAAUACGGCAGCGUUGAGGUUUCCGCAACCAUCUCCUGCGAGCCCUUCUUCGGCAAGAACAUACUCGGUUGGGUGAUUCAGGAACAGCCUUAUCUCAAGCGCAUACCCCCGCACCGCCUCGGUAUCUACUACAACGACAACUACAUUGGUCAAGGCUUGCCCGCGACCCCGAGUUUGACUAAGUGGCUGGGACCAGCUAUAGGCGAAUACUUUCGUGGACCCUGGCUCGCACACGCCUACGAGAACGGCGUUAUGUUUGACGAGGAGUGGGAGUCCGAGAUGGCUCGGGAGCGCUUCCCCGCACUUCAGCAAGAUCAGGUCUUCCUUGACAACGCCGGUGGCAGUCAGGCACUGGGCGACGCGAUUGACUCAAUAGUACAAUACCUGUCCAAGACCAAUGUUCAGCUUGGCGCUUCAUACCACACCGGCACGCAGUCGAACACGAAGUACGAGGAGGGCUAUCAAGCAGCCGCAAAGUACAUGAAUGCUGGCCGCGAUGAGAUCGUUCUCGGUGCUUCAACAACACAACUCUUCAUGAACCUCGGCUCAUCCCUGCAAUUCCCUGCGGGUUCAGAAAUCAUCCUCUCAAAGAUGGAGCACGAGACUAAUGCGAAGCCCUGGCUUUUCAUGGCUGAGCGUCUUGGGUUGACUGUGAAGUGGUGGGCGUCUCCAAAGGAGGAUGGACUCAAACUCACAGCCGAGAACCUCAAGCCGCUGUUGAGCGACAAAGUGAAGUUCGUAGCAUGCACGCACGUGAGCAACAUUCUGGGGACGAUCCAUGAUGUGAAGUCUAUUGCAGAGGCGGUGCAUUCGGUUGGCGCGCUGUUCUGCGUGGAUGGAGUUAGCUACGCGCCGCAUCGUGCGAUUGAUGUUAAGGAUUUUGGAGUCGAUUUCUACGCAUUCAGUUGGUACAAGGUCUACGGCCCACAUAUCGCGGCCCUCUACGCCAGCAACUCAGCCCAACAGCACAUGAAGCCCCUAUCUCACUUCUUCAACCCUACCAAAACUCUUGAAGACAAGAUCGGGUUCGCUGGCUCGAACUACGAAUGCGUACAGUCUAUUCCAACGGUCACCGCCUACCUCACCGACGCUUUCCCCGCCAUCACUGAGCAUGAGGGAAAGCUGCAGGCUAUUCUUCUCGACUUCCUGAACUCACGACCAGAUGUCACGGUCCUGGGUUCUACCUCGAGCGAUAGCAAGGAAAGAGUACCAACGAUCUCGUUCACGGUCAAGGGCAUGAGCAGCAAGGCGAUCGUGGCUGAGGCGGAGAAGAUUAGUAACUACGGGUUUAGAUGGGGACAUUUCUACUCAAAGAGGCUUUGCGAUGAGUUAUUGAAGCUGGAGCCAGAGGGUGUGACAAGAGUCAGUAUGGUACAUUAUAACACCGAGGAGGAGAUCAAGGGAUUGGUCGAGGUGUUGAAGAAGGUUCUUCCGCAGGCUUAG
Messenger RNA from Alternaria ethzedia, 3972 nucleotides. RefSeq lists its product as uncharacterized. The coding region runs from base 1 to 3972 and encodes 1323 amino acids. NCBI's taxonomy places the organism in Eukaryota, Fungi, Ascomycota, Dothideomycetes, Pleosporales, Pleosporaceae. The record is from RefSeq and is a predicted model, not a curated record. The transcript has 9 exons.